CACACUCGAGUACACCGAGCAGCUCCAUCUUGCCCUUUCACCAUCUACACUCUUUCUACGGUCCUAAUCACAAAUGUUCCCCUUGGCAUGGAAUCCUCGCGGCUUGGCCUACAAUGUAUACAGACGCUUGCAGUACCUGCUUCCGUGGAGGGUUGAGAGGGUGGAAGACGAUUGCUUCGUUUGCGAAGUAAGUUCAGUCGAGUAUCCUUGUUCUGAAUUUUUUGAUGACGACGAUGAACGAGGAGCGAGACCUCACGGAAGGUUCAUCACGAAAAGCUGCGCACUCGCAUAUAACCACAACGGCAUGAUGGCAGAGCCUUAUCUCCUCUCGAACUCAAAGCUCUUGGAGCCUCUCCAAGGAUCAUGCGUACCUCGUCUGCUUGGCAUGUGGCUCUCCGAAGACGGGUCCACGGUCACAUACGAUCUAGAGACUUUCGAUUCCCUCCGCCAGCGCCUUCUCCAUAGUCCCCUUACUGAAGCGGAGAAACAAUCCAUCGUGGAAGCCUACGAGCUUAUCCACGCGCGAAACGUCCUUCACGGCGACGUGUCCUUCGAUAAUAUACUGAUUGACGACGAAGGCAAGAUCAUGAUCACCGAGUUCAGCCAAGGAUGUUGCUUAGCGUCCAUAGACGACCCCGACAUCGAUAUGGAAGUCCGCUGCGAGAGAUGCGAGCUCGAAUACGAAAUACGGCAUGUCAAGUUUAUGCUGGAUUACAUGGAUAGCAGACGAUCAGAGUAUGCGCUCACGGACAGCGCGGCUGGUCGCCGCGAUGGUCAUAUCUUUCCCUUCCUGGGUCUAGGCUUCGAUGUCGAGAAACCGUUCUACAUUCCUCGACGUACGCUAGAACAGUGGCAACUGGAGGCCUCCAUGGCCAUCGCACCCUGGUCCUUUUCAUCAGAGCUUCCUAUGCAUCUCUUUGCUCCGACACGGCUUACAAUAAACACAACUUCUCAGAACGAGAGCUCCGACAGCCUAUCGUCCGCCAAUCUUUCACCACCCAUCUCCUCUUCCUCGCUCUCCCUCUCAUCAGACUCAUACUAUCACGAGUCCACCUCAUCCCUCCCACUCCGUCGUAAAAGGUCAUUCAGUGACACCUUCAGCGACACCGUUUGCGGCGUGGGCACGACAAGGGCUUCUUCAUCGUAUAAACGUACACGAGACGGCCGUCGUCGCGCGAUCAGUAUGGAUGACGCUUUGUGGCCCCCAACCCGCGCUCAAAUCUCGCCGCCGCCAGAACCACCAUAUAUGCCGUUCGCAUCGUAUUCUUCUUCCCUCUCCCCCUCCCCUUCCUCCCCUUAUGGAUUCUCGAACACCCGACCCAAAUCAUCCACAUUCACGGCAUACUCGAGCGCUCAUUCAUAUUCACCACCGCCAAGUCCCGUCCUCCUUCUAUCCGAUUUCAUGCAACUCGACCCGGACGACGUGCCUUUCGCGAAAUCAGGUCCUGGGACUAUCGGGAUGUGGUUUCCGCCCUCGCCCUCGCCCUCCCCUUCCGUCGCUGUGGACAUGGAUGGAGACACUAAUAUUGCGAGCGAUGAGUCGGAGUGUUUCUCCAGCGACGAGGGCGAGAGCGAAGACGAGGUGGAGAUGGAGAUGGAGGUUGGGUACGAGAGUGGAAGGGGCGGCAUCAGUUUCAUGGAGAAUUUGGGCACGACCACACACCGUCCUAUCAAGUGGGACUCUGAGUGGGACGCUGAGGACGAGACUGCUGUCCAGCCUCAGCACACUACAGACGAAGACUCAGGCUUCGACCCGUCGAUGCACACCAAGAUUUCGCCCUCAUCGCCACCAGCUACGACAUCCGCUUCCUCGAUACCGUACGAAAUCAUCCAUGGUCCCCAGACGGCGACUUGGUAUCGCGUUCCGGAGGAUAGUGAUAGCAAUACUCCGGGCUACGUUAGUUUCGAGCCUAUGAGUGUUACUCUUAUCGACGUUUCGUCGGAUGAGGGGCGACAGCGUCAUACCGCUCUACCGAGGCCUGAAUGUGCGUCUUUGUCGGUUCGCGAUCGGAGAAUGGAGUCGGUGACUGGGAAGGAGAAGGCGUGGAGGGGGAUGGGGCGAGAUGGUGUAGGUGAAGAUGUUUAAUGGUGGCAAUCUGUCUCUGUAAAAGUUACUUACCAAGACGUCCGAAGAGUAUUUAUCGC
Molecule: messenger RNA, 2145 nt
Organism: Stereum hirsutum FP-91666 SS1
Lineage: Eukaryota; Fungi; Basidiomycota; Agaricomycetes; Russulales; Stereaceae
Exons: 6
Coding region: 74-2086 (670 amino acids)
Biological process (GO): protein phosphorylation
Molecular function (GO): protein kinase activity
Source: RefSeq, a predicted model, not a curated record